Messenger RNA from Oppiella nova, 869 nucleotides. The record is from the annotation of a GenBank genome assembly. Lineage: Eukaryota; Metazoa; Arthropoda; Arachnida; Sarcoptiformes; Oppiidae.
CACAAACUUUGAGUCAUUUGUUUUGAUAAUGUCUUUGAUUAUGAGUUAUUGAUACCACUUAUGAGUCAUUCCUCACGAGUUGUCUCUUUGUUUGAAAGCAUUGAAUGCGAGGAGUGAUGGCCAGCAUCUGCAGAGGAGCGCUGAUAGUGUUGGAAGGGGUGGACAGAGUGGGAAAGACCACACAAGCUGUCCGUCUGGUGGAAGCGCUGAAGUCGAUGUCCCGGUCGACACAAUUGGUCCGCUUUCCAGACAGAGUCACACCAAUCGGUCAAAUGAUUAGCCAAUACUUGAAAGGCGACCAACAGUUGGACGACAGAGUGAUUCAUCUGUUGUUUUCUGCCAAUCGAUGGGAAAUGAGUGACCAAUUGGAACAACUGCUGUCUUCGGGCACAUCAGUGAUCGCCGACCGCUAUGUCUACUCAGGAGUGGCCUAUUCUGCGGCCAAACCUGGGAUGGACUUUGAAUGGUGUCGACAGUCGGACAAAGGGCUCCCGAAACCCGAUUCAGUGCUCUAUUUGACGGCAUCUGAAGACUCGAUUGCCUCCAGAAAUGGUUUCGGAGACGAGAGAUACGAGACGAAGACAUUUCAACACAGAGUCCGAAAUAAUUACGACAAACUCAGAGAAGACUAUUGGGAGACAAUUAGCGCCGAUAAGAGUGAAGACGAGUUGCAUAAAGAGCUCUUGGAUUCAGUGCUGAAGACCAUUGAAAGGGUUAAGACUUCUGGCGAUAACAAAAUCCCUAAGCUAUGGGUAGACUGAAAAUCACCAUAACUUAUGGUAAAUCUCUAAAGAUUUGUAUACAUUUUGAAUGAAAUAAAUUUUAUUUUAAUUAAUUUUAUGAUAAACUUUUUGAUCGAUUGAUUGCAC